GAUUCGUGAGUCAUAUAAAGGAUCGGGUUAUUUAACCCGGAUGAAUCCGGAUUUGCUCAUCUCUACUUGACCACCGCGCCCUGUUCACAGUCGGACAUAACGGAAAAGGAGCAAUACCGUGUUUCACCACAUUAAUAUUAAUGGAGGCGCUGAGUUGCGCACUAUAAAAUACUCAAAAGAGAAGAGAAGAAGCGACAGUCAACAAAAGCAGAGUUUCCUAUCGAGCUCACUGUAAGUGUUGUUGACGAUGGCCUCUGAAGAAAGCAGUCCUCUGGAUUCCUCUCUGGAUGCAUCAUGGGAAGAAUGGAAAGCUACUUACAUGAAGGAAUACAAGACCCCGGCUGAGGAGGCUUUUCGAAGGGGUAUCUGGGAGAAGACUGUGAGGUUCAUUGAGCGCCAUAAUCAAGAGUAUGAACAGGGCCUACAUACCUAUAACGUAGGCUUGAACCAAUUUGCAGACAAGAGACCAGACGAAGUUUGUGGUUGUAUGUCUCGAAGUUCCUGUGAAAAGUGACCCAUGAAUAUCUUCUCUCCUGACCCACCAAAUACUAUUAAUAAACUAUUGAUUACUGCAAACCUAGUUAUGUUACCCCUGUCAGGAACCACACUGUAGAAAAAAGGAAAUCAUAAAAAUACAAUAAAAAUCUUUUUCAAAAAGAAAAGUUGCCAAACAGUUACAGUUAAACCACCGGAAUAUAUCAAAUGUUAUUUUACAGUAAAUUUCCACAAGAUUUGUCCUAAGAUACAGAUUUGUCCAGCAUAUUCUCUCUGUAAUUUUACAGCCUAACUUUGGUAGAAUUACACAUUUUCAUAAUUAUGACCUAUAUUUUAUAACCUAUAACCUUAAAUCUUAACUGUAAGCGAGACAUUGCUGCAAAAUAAACUUGGAUUUCUGCAAA
This is a messenger RNA of Clarias gariepinus (North African catfish), 899 nucleotides long. Its product is annotated as protein CTLA-2-beta-like. The coding region runs from base 248 to 514 and encodes 88 amino acids. The transcript is spliced from 4 exons. NCBI's taxonomy places the organism in Eukaryota, Metazoa, Chordata, Actinopteri, Siluriformes, Clariidae. The record is from RefSeq and is a predicted model, not a curated record.